GAUUACGUAAGGCACGUCCAUUAAAUUGGAUAUAACGCGCAUUAAACGUAGAACCGCGGCGACUAUCAAAUCGGCAUGGAGCUACUACGGAUUCUUUUCGCGAUCCUAACUUACGAUCAAGUUGUUAAUGGUUACCGGAUCCUCGGAGUGUUCCCGUUACAAGGCAAGAGUCACUGGGUCAUGCAGGAGGAAUUAAUGAAGGGCUUGGCAAAACGCGGUCAUCAGGUGGACGUGGUCACGCAUUUCCCGCUGAAGAAGCCGAUACCUAAUUACACGGAUAUCAGCCUGGAAGGCAGUCUCCCGCAUGUUGUGAACAAUGUCACCGCGUCGGAUAUCAAAGGAUUCGGUUCCUUAUCCGUGGCCACAUUAACUUAUAUAGCCGGAACGGAGAAUUGUAAGCUGCUGGAUCACCCGAAGAUGCGAGAACUGAUCGAGAAUCCGCCGCAAGAUCCUCCUUACGACAUCGUUAUUGUAGAGCUGUUCGUUGCGCCGUGCUACCUGGCCUUCGGUCGUCAUCUCAAAGUCCCCAUAAUCGGCACGGUGGCCAGCGUUUUUCACGACUGGCUAAAUGAGGUGUCCGGCAAUCCGAUGAACCCCGCUUACGUCCCGAGCUUGUUCUCGACGUACACUCAACAGAUGAAUUUCAAGGAACGACUCGUGAACGUUCUGUUAUCAAACUACCUCUCCACGCAAAUACAUUAUUACACGAAUUCGCAAUUGGAAUUCGUAAAGAAGUACUUUGGUAUAGAUGUGCCGCACAUCAAGGACUUGUAUUACGACUUAUCUUUGUAUCUGGUCAAUUCCCAUCACUCGUUACAUGGAAUUAGGCCAAUGACCACUAAUGUGAUCGAGGUCGGCGGUUUGCAUCUCAAGGACGACGACCCGCCAUCGUCGGAAGUGCAAAAAUGGUUGGAUGAAAGCAAGGAUGGCUGCAUUUACUUUACAUUCGGUUCCAUGGUGAGGAUCGAAACAUUCUCUAAAGAAUUGAUCGGACAGUUCUACGCGUCGUUCGAGAAGAUCGCCCCAGUUCGCGUGCUGAUGAAAGUCGCGAAGAAAGAAGAUCUGUUGCCAGGAUUACCCAAGAAUGUCAUGACGCAAUCUUGGUUCCCGCAAAUCUCCAUUCUAAAACACAAAAAUAUACGCGCCUUCAUUACGCACGGCGGCGGCAUGGGAACGCAAGAAGCGAUCUAUUGCGGAGUUCCUAUGAUAGGUAUCCCUCUGUUCGGCGAUCAGCGCAUCAAUAUUCAAAAUUACGUCAACAAGAAGGUGGCUAUCUCGCUCGGGUCAAUAAACGACGUUACCGAGGAGAAAUUAACUUUGGCAUUAAAUAGCAUCUUGAAGGAUCCUUUGUAUCGCGAGAAUGCACAGAAACUGUCAAAGGUGUUCCUCGAUCGACCGAUGAGUGCUUUGAACACGUCCAUAUUUUGGGUGGAGUACGUCGCGAAGUACGGAAACGUGCUUCAAUCACCGGCCAUUAAUCUCUAUUGGUGGCAACGGAAUCUACUGGAUGUUUACGUCUUUAUACUUGCCGUGAUUAUCACAGCACUUUGUAUCGUGCUGUUUAUUCUACGGAAAUUGAAAAAUCUCUUGUUUGGGUCACCUGUUUGUGCAAAGAAGAACAGCGCAGUGAUUAAAUCGAAGAAGAACAAGUGAAGAAACUUGCGACACAAACUGUAUAAGUAUGUAAUUUCAUUUCAUUUUUUAUCUUCCUCUGGAUUCGCGAAAACGAUAUAUUCGGAAGACAAUGCUGUUCUAAGAGCAGCAUCUCUCGUUUAUUACUAUAUCGCGAGCGUAUUUUAAUAAAAUAUAUCUUUAUAAUUAAUUACAC
This is a messenger RNA of Formica exsecta, 1828 nucleotides long. RefSeq names its product UDP-glucuronosyltransferase-like. Gene Ontology annotation, molecular function: UDP-glycosyltransferase activity. The transcript has 5 exons. The record is from RefSeq and is a predicted model, not a curated record. NCBI's taxonomy places the organism in Eukaryota, Metazoa, Arthropoda, Insecta, Hymenoptera, Formicidae. Bases 76 to 1653 code for a protein of 525 amino acids.